AUGGACAACAGUUAUUACGCAUUGACCGAGGAUCAACUCCGGUCCUAUCAGGAAAAAGGUUUCUUGCUCGUCCGGGGCUUUUUCAACACUCGCGAAACCCAGCUCAUACAACAAUGGACGCAGGAAGUACACGAUUUCCCGCGAACGCCGGACGCAACCUACAUGCCCUAUGAGGAAGUCAAUUCCGAAGGGAAAAGAGUUCUCUGUCGCACGGAGAACUACGCCAACUCUCAUGCUGGCUUCGACAGCUUUCUGCGCGGCGAGCGCAUAUUGAGUGUUCUUCAGCAGCUCGCCACCGAGGAUAUGCUUCUUUUCAAGGAGAAAAUUAAUUAUAAGUUGGCCGGCAGUGGUGGCUUUUCUCCCCAUAUCGACGCCAAUGCGUACACCCACGUCAAGAACAUCAAGCACCUGACCGUGCUGGCCGCCGUGGAUGAGAUGACCUCGGAGAAUGGCGGACUGGACGUUGUCGAUGGCAGCCAUCUCAUGGAGGUGCCUCUGGGGGAAGAUCGCUGCAUUGAGCCUGCCUGGGUCAAGAGCCAGACAUGGACACCUUGUGAUCUUCAACCAGGUAGUCCCUCGAAUUCGAGCAACAAAUGGUCACGCACUAACCAGAAUUACUCAGGUGACAUUCUCAUUUUCAGUUCCUACCUUGCCCACAAGAGUGGCGCCAACACCAGCUCCAAAGACCGACGUGCAAUCUAUGCCACCUACAACCGCAAAGCCGAGGGUGAUCUGCACGACCAGUAUUAUGAGGAUCGUCGUAAGCUGUGGCCAGCAACACACAUGCGGAAGGAUGGCGAGACAUACGAGGAGGGUAAAAUGCGAUAUGGCUACGGCUCCCCGAUGCUUACCGUUGAGGGUGAACAGCCGGUCCUAGCGUAG
Messenger RNA from Aspergillus ibericus CBS 121593, 882 nucleotides. Its product is annotated as phytanoyl-CoA dioxygenase family protein. Lineage: Eukaryota; Fungi; Ascomycota; Eurotiomycetes; Eurotiales; Aspergillaceae. The coding region runs from base 1 to 882 and encodes 293 amino acids. The record is from RefSeq and is a predicted model, not a curated record. The transcript is spliced from 3 exons.